UGCUCGCGUCUGCGCCUGGGGACGGCGGUGGCGGUCAGUGAAGCCUGGAAGCAUGGCGGGCCGCAGAGCUGCCAUCAAGGCCAUUGACUGGGCGGCCUUCGCCGAGAGGGUGCCCCCGAACCAGAAGGCUAUGUUCAAUGCCCUGAAGACCCGCAACGAUGCGCUGUCAGCCCGGCUGGCCGCCCUGCCAGAGAAACCCCCAGCCAUCGACUGGGCUCACUACAAGGCUGUUGUUGCUAAAGCUGGCAUGGUGGAUGAGUUUCAGAAGAAGUUCAGUGCACUAAAGGUUCCUGAGCCAGUGGAUACACAAACUGCCAAAAUUGAUGCCCAAGAGCAGGAAGCUGCAAAGAGCACUGCUGAAUACGUGCAGGCUUCCAAAGCUCGUAUUGCCCAGUAUGAGCAACAACUUCAGAAGCUCAGAAGCAUGAUUCCCUUUGAACAGAUGACAUUUGAAGACUUGCAUGAAGCCUUCCCUGAAACCAAACUGGACAAGGAGAAAUACCCGUACUGGCCCCACAAACCGAUUGCUGAUCUGUAAACUUGUCUGGAAGCAGUUUGUCUAACGACUGUCAGGCUCUAUGAUCUUUUAAAUAAAGUGCUUUCCCUCCUG
Molecule: messenger RNA, 610 nt
Organism: Gavia stellata (red-throated loon)
Lineage: Eukaryota; Metazoa; Chordata; Aves; Gaviiformes; Gaviidae
Gene: ATP5PD
Product: ATP synthase peripheral stalk subunit d
Exons: 6
Coding region: 53-538 (161 amino acids)
Biological process (GO): proton motive force-driven ATP synthesis
Molecular function (GO): proton transmembrane transporter activity
Source: RefSeq, a predicted model, not a curated record